Desarmillaria tabescens is the source of this 1626-nucleotide messenger RNA. Its product is annotated as rab-GTPase-TBC domain-containing protein. The transcript has 8 exons. NCBI's taxonomy places the organism in Eukaryota, Fungi, Basidiomycota, Agaricomycetes, Agaricales, Physalacriaceae. Gene Ontology annotation, molecular function: GTPase activator activity. The coding region runs from base 1 to 1626 and encodes 541 amino acids. Gene Ontology annotation, biological process: endoplasmic reticulum to Golgi vesicle-mediated transport; positive regulation of GTPase activity. Gene Ontology annotation, cellular component: endoplasmic reticulum membrane. The record is from RefSeq and is a predicted model, not a curated record.
AUGUCUGAACCAACCAGCAUAGUAGAGAAGCAAGAAGUUCCCGAAGAAAUUGAUUGGGAUACCCUGAGAAAAGCCAGUCUGUUUCCCGGAGGAUUUGGAGAGGACCGGAUAAAGCUAUGGCCAAAGCUACUCAAUGUUCAGGAUGGAGCGAACCAGGAUCUCUCUGUUUUUGAUGAGCUGCCAGGCCACGCCGAUGAACGCCAAAUUCGCCUGGAUACCGACCGAAGUUUUGUGCUGUAUCCAGUAGAUACUAGAGACGACAAGGAAUCACUUCAGGCAGAGCUCAACCGACUGCUGGUAGCUAUAUUUCGCAAGCGACCAAAGUUGAAUUACUUCCAGGGAUACCAUGAUAUUAUCUCCGUCUUAUUUUUAACUUUACCCCCGGAAAUUCAGUUUUCUUGCGCUGAAAAGAUGAGUUUGCAUCGAGUGCGCGAUUCCAUGGGUCAUGGUUUGGAGCCAAUACUUGGGCUUCUUCGUGUGACCCAGAAGCUUUUGCGACUAGUGGACUGCAAUUAUGCGGAGCUAUUAGAAAGAAACUCACCUCUUCCCUUCUACGCCUUGUCCAACUUAAUCACUCUUUUUUCUCACGACAUGCCGACAUUACAACUGAUACAGCACGUUUUCGACUACUUACUAUGUCGUCCACCGAUUGUAACUGUCUAUCUGGCCACUGCGAUUCUUCUGUCGCGUAAAGACGAGAUACGAUGUCUGGAGGAAGAAGACGAAGAGGGCAUGAUACAUUCAGUUCUUAGUGGAUUGCCCAACAUAACAGACGAAUCUCCCUCAUUUGAGGAAAGUGUCGUGAAAACAGAAGAGGAUGUCACGAGUUCUGUGGUGUCUUUAGAGCAGGAACAGCCUGACUCCCAAUCAUCUGUUGGCGACGAGUUGUCGGGAUCCUUCGCCAAGCAGGAGCAUUGUGAGGAGCUGUCCUCCAUUCCUAUAGAAAUCAAGAUAGAGGAUGAUGGAUACAUGGAGCCGUCUGGCAAUAACGUGAAGGAUGUCGUUGAAAGCGAAGUACAGGAGGAAACAAUUUCGACCUCCCAAGUCUCUUCGUCGGAUUCGAAGGAUGAGGUAUCUCCCUCACGGACACCUUCACCGCCUCCCAGCUAUCUUCACCCUGAAUCAUCCAGACACGCCCUUCAAAAGCCAUCUAUAACUUUAACGUCGCUUUUACUACAGGCGGAUCAUCUUUACGAAACGUACCCUCCUUCACAUCCCUCACUCGCACUGUCUGUCAUAUUUACGUGGUCCUCCUCCCCCGCUGAUCUACCGAGCGACGAUUCGGCAGAGCGAAUGGUUGAGUAUCCUCAGCUCGUUGUUUAUCCCUAUGUGGACAAGGAGGAAGAUGGCGAUCAGAAGGAAAUGCGGCAAGGCACGCGGCAUAAGCACCCCAUAAAGCGACGACGGAGAUUCAGACUCAGAGACCGCAAAACAAUGAUUACAGGCGCUGUGCUAGCGCUAGGAGUUGCUAUGGCUGUGUAUGGAGUGCGGAGUGGUAUCGUCUACGGAGAGGGGCGGCAUACGAACUUCCACUUUCACAGGGACUGGAAAAGGUUGGGAGGCUGGGCUGGAGGAUUUCUUAUAGGCGCUGGGAACAAGAUAUUGCACAUGGGCGACACGUCGUAG